This is a messenger RNA of Caenorhabditis bovis, 1395 nucleotides long. NCBI's taxonomy places the organism in Eukaryota, Metazoa, Nematoda, Chromadorea, Rhabditida, Rhabditidae. The record is from the annotation of a GenBank genome assembly.
AUGGAUUCUAAACAUGUUCUUAAAUGCCAAUCAAUCUCCUACAUGACAGCGAUUUCGACGGGAAAUUGUCUCUCAAAAAUCUACCAAUCGCCUCAAGUGUUCCAAAUUCUGAAAAAUGUCACAUUCACAGCAACGUCCGGUGAGGUCCACGGGAUCCUAGGGGUCUCAGAGUCGGGAAAAACCACUCUACUCGAAGCGUUGGCCCUCGGCGCUGGAGGUGAGAUUGGAGGGAUUGCGAUGCUCGACAAUUUCAUGCUCACAAAGCGACGAUUCAACAAAUAUUGCUCGUAUGUGGACUAUCGGGUUUCCUACCCGGAAUCCCUUACAGUACACUCACUGCUGUAUUUUCAAGCUCAGCUGCAUUUGGCGGGAAGCUUGACAAGCCUGGAAAUCGAGCAUAGGUUAACCGAACUGAUGGCAAUGUUUGACAUCAUAUGCUAUGCCACAACAAGCAUUUGCAAUUUGACAAUUAGCGCUCGAAAACGGGUUCUCACCGUUUUUGAGCUCGUCAAAGAUCCAAUCCUAACAAUCAUUGACGAUCCGAUAAGCGAUCUCUCGCCUCUCUCCGCAUUCCAAUUGAUCUACGCGCUUCAGUUUUACGCGAAAAAGUUCAAUCGAAUAAUUGUUGCGAGUUUUCGCAAUGUUCGCAGUGAUAUUUACCAUCUAAUCGGCACUCUUACAUACCUUUUUUAUGGCGAAGUUGCCUAUUCAGGACCCACAAAAUCUCUGGCGUCAUAUUUUCAAAGGAUCGGGUACAGUUGUCCAACAAAUGAAAACCCAGCAUCUUAUUACUUAUCUCUCAUCACAGUCGACAAGGAAAGUAUGGAGCGGGUACUCGAAACGCAAAAUCAAGCGAUGAAGUUGGUCAAUUUCAAAUUGGAAUUUGACAAAGAAAAUGAGGAGUCCGAAUCGGCGGCCGGAUCAUUGGAACUAUUGGAUUCGGCGUUGUGCGCCGGGCCGAAGCCAUCAAUUUUGAAAAUUUUCUCAAUUCUUCUAAAAAGAGACAUGGCGAUUUUAAAAUCGAAUCCUGGCGAGGCGAUCGCAAUUAUUUUCACAUUUCCAGUGAUUGCUAUAUUAUUUUCAUUUUUCGGGACCCUUCCCUCAGCUGAUUUCCAAACUUGGCUUCGAAUCAGUACAACAAGCUUCAUCCUCUCGAUCCUCUUCUUCUCAACCUUCUCAAUAUUCUGUAGAUUCUUCAAAUCAUUCUCUUCAAUAAUCCUCCUCCAAUCCACAAUUGUCGGAUUAUUCUUUGGCAAUUAUUUGCAAGUGUUCAAAUGGAUUCAAUAUGUCAAUCCGUUCAAUUACUUCAACUCUAUUAUUAUUUCAACUUAUAUCGAUGAGGUGAAUCCCAGAAACUGCACAGAAUACGGCAGUAUGAAUCAAUUGUGCAAGUAA